Messenger RNA from Dioscorea cayenensis subsp. rotundata (Guinea yam), 2923 nucleotides. Its product is annotated as probable boron transporter 2. The record is from RefSeq and is a predicted model, not a curated record. Gene Ontology annotation, cellular component: plasma membrane. The coding region runs from base 590 to 2740 and encodes 716 amino acids. Gene Ontology annotation, biological process: transmembrane transport; monoatomic anion transport; monoatomic ion homeostasis. Gene Ontology annotation, molecular function: solute:inorganic anion antiporter activity. The transcript has 12 exons. Lineage: Eukaryota; Viridiplantae; Streptophyta; Magnoliopsida; Dioscoreales; Dioscoreaceae.
UAUCCACUUUGUGUUACUGUUUUGCCCUUCUCUUCUUCUUCUGCUUCUUCAUCUUCAUCUUCUUCUUCUUGUUUUCUAUAUUCAGUUGACACUAACUGCCAUUAUUGAACAUGUUUUUGCUUUUUAAGCACUCACAUUGAUGCUUACUCAUCAUACCUUUUUUUUUUGCCUUCAUAUAUACUCCCAUUCAUUCUCUUCUUUCAUUGUCCCUUUGAGAUCUUCAACUUUUGUUCCUCUCAAACCAUGUAAUACUGUCUUUCAUUCUCAUCUUUCAUUGUCCCUUUGAGAUUUUCCAACUUUUCUUCCUCUCAAACCAUGUAAUGCUGCUUUCUUUACAUGUUUUUUCAUUCUCAUCUUUUAUUGUCCCUUUGAGAUCUUCAACUUUUCUUCCUCUCAAACCAUGUAAAGCUGCUUUCUUGACAUGUUUUUCUGUUCAUUUUUUCUCAUAUAUUUGAUUGAUUUUUAUGUAUCACAGCAUUGUUUAUAGUUUACUUGAAUAAUAUCAGAGCAUUACAGUAGUGUCUAGAUCAUGUAGUCUCUGUUUUUUGGUAUCAAAUCUGGAACUGCAUAUAGAGUUUUUUUAGAUUGAAUGAACAUGAAUUUGGAGGAAACAUUUGUUCCUUUUCGUGGUAUCAAAAAUGAUCUUGAAGGAAGAUUGAGAUGUUAUAAGCAGGAUUGGUCUGGUGGUUUCCGAGCAGGAAUCAGGAUUUUGGCUCCCACCACAUACAUUUUCUUCGCAUCGGCAAUUCCGGUGAUUUCCUUUGGAGAACAAUUGGAGAGAGAUACAGAUGGAGUUCUUACUGCUGUUCAAACAUUGGCAUCCACUGCAAUUUGUGGGAUCAUACAUUCACUUGUUGGUGGUCAACCUUUACUGAUUCUUGGAGUUGCCGAACCGACGGUGCUUAUGUAUACAUUUCUGUUUAAUUUUGUGAAAGAUAGAGCUGAUUUGGGUCCAAAGUUGUUCUUGGCAUGGACUGGAUGGGUGUGUGUUUGGACUGCAUUUUUGCUGUUUUUACUGGCAAUUCUUGGAGCAUGUUCUCUUAUCAAUAGAUUUACUCGUGUUGCUGGAGAGUUGUUUGGUCUUCUGAUUGCAAUGUUAUUCAUGCAGCAAGCUAUAAAAGGACUAGUUGAUGAAUUUCGUAUUCCCGAAAGAGAAAAUCCAAAGGCAUUACAGUUUAUUCCAUCUUGGAGGUUUUCUAAUGGAAUGUUUGCACUUGUUCUGUCAUUUGGUCUUCUACUGACUGGACUAAAAAGCCGUAAAGCUCGAUCGUGGCGAUAUGGAACUGGUUGUCUUCGUGGUUUUAUUGCGGAUUAUGGAGUGCCAUUGAUGAUUCUUGUAUGGACUGGUGUUUCAUACAUGCCCGGCAAUAGUGUGCCAAAGGGGAUCCCUCGCCGUCUUUUCAGCCCGAAUCCUUGGUCUCCGGGUGCAUACAAAAACUGGACAGUAAUCAAGGAAAUGUUAAAUGUGCCAUUUCUCUACAUAAUCGGAGCUUUUAUUCCGGCGACAAUGAUAGCUGUCCUGUAUUACUUUGAUCACAGUGUUGCAUCUCAGCUUGCUCAGCAGAAAGAGUUCAAUUUGAGGAAGCCUCCUUCAUUUCAUUAUGAUCUACUUAUUUUAGGAUUCUUGACAUUGUUAUGUGGUCUGAUUGGAAUUCCCCCGGCAAAUGGUGUCAUACCUCAAUCUCCAAUGCACACAAAAAGCUUGGCCACCUUAAAGCAUCAGCUUCUCCGUAACCGUUUAGUGGCUACAGCGCGCAAAAGCAUGAAUCAGAAUUCAAGUUUAGGACAACUAUAUGGUAAUAUGCAAGAAGCAUAUCAGCAAAUACAGACUCCACUCAUAUACCAACAGCCAGCUGCUCGAGGAUUGAAUCAACUGAAAGAUUCAACCAUUCAAUUGGCGUCAAGCAUGGGGAGUAUCGACGCACCUGUGGAUGAAUCAGUGUUUGAUAUUGAGAAGGAAAUUGAUGAUCUUUUGCCUGUGGAGGUCAAGGAACAACGCUUAAGCAACUUCUUGCAAGCCUUGAUGGUAGGAGGAUGUGUUGCAGCAAUGCCGGUCCUUAAGAUGAUUCCAACAUCUGUUCUAUGGGGCUACUUUGCGUUCAUGGCUAUCGAAAGCCUGCCUGGCAACCAAUUCUGGGAAAGAAUCCUACUGCUUUUCACCGCACCAAGUCGACGAUACAAAGUGCUGGAGGAGUAUCAUGCAACAUUUGUUGAGACAGUGCCUUUCAAGACAAUCACUGCAUUUACUGUUUUCCAGACUGCUUAUUUACUGUUUUGCUUUGGAAUGACAUGGAUUCCGCUGGCCGGAGUUCUUUUCCCUCUGAUGAUCAUGCUGUUGGUUCCUGUUAGACAGUAUGUUCUUCCCAAGCUUUUCAAAGGAGCACAUCUCACAGAUUUGGAUGCGGCUGAAUACGAAGAAUCUCCGGCUCUGCCAUUCCAUCUGACCACUGAGAUUGACAUGGCAUUGAGUAGUCGUUCAUUUGCCGGCAGUGGUGAGAUAUUGGAUGAAAUUGUAACUAGAGGCAGAGGCGAGAUCCGAAGAAUGAAUAGCUCUAAAGUAACUAGUUCAACAGCGACACCAAUAGGUCUUAACAGUCCCCGGUUUUCUGAUAAAGCAUAUAGUCCUCGUGUUAGUGAGCUGAGACGUGAACAAAGUCCUCGGCUCAGUGGAAAGGAAGGUAUCAGUCCUAGGCCUUCAAAAUUGGGAGAGAGUUCUCAUGCUUCAACUUCUUCAAAGUAGCAUUGCAGAUAUGAACUUUGAACUUUGGACUUUGAUUGCUAACAUAUUCAUAGUCAGCUGUGUCUUUUGUAAAAUUUCAAUCCAUUAUCUGUCAAUCUGUUCUCCUUAUUUCAAUCCAAAGGAGACUGUAAUUCAUAAACAUCACACUAAUAAAAGAGGAAUAUCUCUGAUUGAUUUGAAUUU